Diversispora eburnea is the source of this 251-nucleotide messenger RNA. The record is from the annotation of a GenBank genome assembly. Lineage: Eukaryota; Fungi; Glomeromycota; Glomeromycetes; Diversisporales; Diversisporaceae.
AACAAGAAGAAAGUGGAACUGAAUCUGAUACAGAAAGUGAUGAAGAAUUUGAAGUAGAAGAGUUAGAAGAAAAACUCUUUGCCUAUUUGGAAAUUGAAAAUGAGUCCAGUGAAUCUCCUAGUGAAGAAGAUGGUUUCAAAACAUCUGUUCAAGAUGGUGGAUUCUUAGAAGAUGACUUGGAAAGGAUAUCUAUUGAAGAAACUUUCAGUAAUGCAGAUGGUCCUGGAGCAUUAUGGAUCCUUGGAAGAUGA